AUGACUGAAACGACUAGACUGCAUAUUACGCCUUUCACCCAGGAUAUCCUUCCAUCGGUGCUGCCAGCAUCAAUUCGCAACUUGGCCUCAGAUAUAUCUUUCCACGAGAUUCCCACUUUCCCAGAGAAUAACUACGGAUACGUGACUCUGCCAAACAUGGAAGCGGAAAAGAUCAAGAAGAAGCUGAACGGCUCAAUGCUCAAGGGCAAGAAGUUCAAAGUCGAGGCGGCCCGCCCUCAAAAGAGACACCGAGAGGAAGAGGAUAUGGUGCCCGAGACCCCCUCUAGUGUCAAGAAAAAGUCUAAAAAGUCCAAGAACCAAGCGCCCGAGGAUGGUGUAUUGGAAGGCUUUGAGCUUCCCGUAGACCGCAAAGUGAAACGAGGCUGGACCGAGACCAGUGAUGCCAAGCAGGAGAGACGAAAGUCGGAGAAGAAAGAGAAGAAGAGCAAGGAGGAAAAAUUGCAACCCAAGUCUAAGUACACCGACAAAUCCGAAUGCCUCUUCCGAGCAACGAUCCCACCGAACCGAGCAUCCAACGCAACUUCCGACGAUAAGAAAGCAAAGAAGAAGAAGAAGUCCAAGGAUAAUAUCGUCCAUGAAUUUGAAAAAACAAUGGCCCAGCCAAGCUUCCUACGCACUGCCGAGGAAAGCAAACCGCCCACAGCUAUAUUUGAAGAUGGAAAAGGCUGGGUGGACUCUACCGGGAAUCUGAGAGAACCCGCGAGCGAAAAGAUCUCGAAGGAUAAUUACCGCCCUGGUCAGAUUCCAGGGGCUAAGGAAAAGGCCCGAGCUGCCAAAUCGGCUGCCAAAGAUGUGAAAAAGCGUUCACGCAAAGAAAAGACUCCAGAGGAAUCUUCCGAGUCUGAAGAUUAUACCUCAUCGAGUGGCUCAUCGUCUGACGAGAGCAGUGACUCGGAGAGCGAGGUGGAUGAGAACAAGGCAGAUGAAAACUCCGAAGAUUCAUCUGCAUCUUCUGAGGAGGAUAUCAAGCCGCAAUCCCAAGCAGAGACCUCCAAGCCUACGGAAGCUAACGACGCUGAUGAUGAUACACCGAACCAGUCAGAGGCGGAUGUCAUACCCACAGAGGCUGCGCAAGAGGCUGCGCAAGAUUCAUCUGCGAAGGAAGUUCACCCACUUGAAGCUCUUUUCAAGAGAACCGCCCCGACAGCAUGCGAUAACCAGCCAGCUCCCGAGGCCGAGGCUGGAUUUAGCUUCUUUGGCAAUGACAUUGAAUCGGAGGACGAACCUCAAAUGGCUGAGCCACAGACACCUUUCACACCCUUUACGAAGAACGAUCUACAAAACCGGGGUCAGCGCAGUGCAGCUCCCACUCCCGACACUACUGCUGCUACCCGGCACAUGACUUGGAACGAGAGUGACUCCGAUGACGUUUCGAUCGACAGCCCUGUCACAAAAGCUCGCCCGGAAGCCGGUGCAAGCAUGGAAGAAACCGAAUUCGCAAAGUGGUUCUGGGAGAAUCGCGGUGACAACAAUCGCGCCUGGAAGAAAAGGAGACGUGAUGCUGCUAAGGAACAGAGACAAAGAGAUAACCGGAAGAAGGGAUUCAAGGGCAAGUCAUAA
Molecule: messenger RNA, 1581 nt
Organism: Penicillium griseofulvum
Lineage: Eukaryota; Fungi; Ascomycota; Eurotiomycetes; Eurotiales; Aspergillaceae
Exons: 1
Coding region: 1-1581 (526 amino acids)
Molecular function (GO): nucleic acid binding
Source: RefSeq, a predicted model, not a curated record